AUGAGGCGGGAUCAGGAAUGGGCGGGCGGGCCCCGCUCCCCUCCGCAGCUGAGGGCGAUGGAGGGCGGCGAAUCCCCGUGCAGGCCCGGCUCGGUCGAGCUGUGCCUCGCAGGGCCUGGCGGGCGCUUCCCGGCGGCGGCCGUGGAGGAGAUCCUGAGGGAAGAGCUGGGGAGCGCCCUGAGGGAGCGGCGCUACGAGCCGGGGCCGUGCCGGCAGGCGGCCUGCGACAUCGCCCAGGCUGUUAAGGCUCGGGUCAAAGCGCUGGCAGUGCCCAGGUACAAGAUCGUGGUGGUGGCACACGUUGGGCAGCUGGGUGAGCAGAGCCUGCAGAUCAGCAGCAGGUGCCUCUGGGAUCCUGGCAGUGACACAUUUUCCUCCUGUGUGUUCAAAAACACCUCCCUGUUUGCUGUGGCAAGUGUCUAUGGUGUGUAUUUUGAAUAGGGAGGUAGUGGAGUUGAACAGCAGGAGAAAUGGAUAUUCAGCACAGCUCUUCUUGUCUCUGUUGUUGAAAAGAUCUGUGAAGGACCAAGGAAACAUUACUGGAAGCAUCUGGAGUAGGAAAUAAACCAUGGGUUUUGCCUGCCUGGUUUUGGGCUGGUGCUGAUGGUCCUGAGUCUCUCCUGGUGCAGCCAUUCCCUGUUUAGGUGGGGUCUGGCUGAGCUUGCUCUGAAUUUGAAACCAGAUCUUUUGCUGCCCCUAUUUCCCAGCUGAAACCUGCUGUUAGGUUUUCCUGACUCAGAGGACAAAUCUAUCACAAAUCGCUUAUUUUAUUACAUUUUAGGUGCAAAGCUAAAACCAGAACAGGAGUUAGCUGGGAAGAAAUAACUUCAUGUACUCGUGACUUAAAGUUUAACCCACUGUAAACACUGUGAAAUGCAGACAACCUGAAGCCACUUGCUGGUGUGCAGUGUGACAUUUAACACCCAAAAGCUACAAUUAAAGAACACAACAGGAA
Molecule: messenger RNA, 955 nt
Organism: Sturnus vulgaris (Common starling)
Lineage: Eukaryota; Metazoa; Chordata; Aves; Passeriformes; Sturnidae
Source: RefSeq, a predicted model, not a curated record